AUGAUCCUUCAUAACACGGACAAUGUGAGGAUGAUCCUACAUAACACAGACAAUGUGAGGAUGAUCCUACAUAACACUGACAAUGUGAGAAUGAUCCUACAUAACACGGACAAUGUGAGGAUGAUCCUACAUAACACAGACAAUGUGAAGAUGAUCAUACAUAACACGGACAAUGUGAGGAUGAUCCUACAUAACACGGACAAUGUGAGGAUGAUCCUACAUAACACAGACAAUGUGAGGAUGAUCCUACAUAACACAGACAAUGUGAGGAUGAUCAUACAUAACACGGACAAUGUGACGAUGAUCCUACAUAACACAUACAGUAAUAACAACUUUACAUACCAACCCACUCUCAUCACCAACACUGCUGAUGUUCCUACAUACCAACCCACUCUCAUCACCAACACUGCUGAUGUUCCUACAUACCAACCCACUCUCAUCACCAACACUGCUGAUGUUCCUACAUACCAACCCACUCUCAUCACCAACACUGCUGAUGUUCCUACAUACCAACCCACUCUCAUCACCAACACUGCUGAUGUUCCUACAUACCAACCCACUCUCAUCACCAACACUGCUGAUGUUCCUACAUACCAACCCACUCUCAUCACCAACACUGCUGAUGUUCCUACAUACCAACCCACUCUCAUCACCAACACUGCUGAUGUUCCUACAUACCAACCCACUCUCAUCACCAACACUGCUGAUGUUCCUACAUACCAACCCACUCUCAUCACCAACACUGCUGAUGUUCCUACAUACCAACCCACUCUCAUCACCAACACUGCUGAUGUUCCUACAUACCAACCCACUCUCAUCACCAACACUGCUGAUGUUCCUACAUACCAACCCACUCUCAUCACCAACACUGCUGAUGUUCCUACAUACCAACCCACUCUCAUCACCAACACUGCUGAUGUUCCUACAUACCAACCCACUCUCAUCACCAACACUGCUGAUGUUCCUACAUACCAACCCACUCUCAUCACCAACACUGCUGAUGUUCCUACAUACCAACCCACUCUCAUCACCAACACUGCUGAUGUUCCUACAUACCAACCCACUCUCAUCACCAACACUGCUGAUGUUCCUACAUACCAACCCACUCUCAUCACCAACACUGCUGAUGUUCCUACAUACCAACCCACUCUCAUCACCAACACUGCUGAUGUUCCUACAUACCAACCCACUCUCAUCACCAACACUGCUGAUGUUCCUACAUACCAACCCACUCUCAUCACCAACACUGCUGAUGUUCCUACAUACCAACCCACUCUCAUCACCAACACUGCUGAUGUUCCUACAUACCAACCCACUCUCAUCACCAACACUGCUGAUGUUCCUACAUACCAACCCACUCUCAUCACCAACACUGCUGAUGUUCCUACAUACCAACCCACUCUCAUCACCAACACUGCUGAUGUUCCUACAUACCAACCCACUCUCAUCACCAACACUGCUGAUGUUCCUACAUACCAACCCACUCUCAUCACCAACACUGCUGAUGUUCCUACAUACCAACCCACUCUCAUCACCAACACUGCUGAUGUUCCUACAUACCAACCCACUCUCAUCACCAACACUGCUGAUGUUCCUACAUACCAACCCACUCUCAUCACCAACACUGCUGAUGUUCCUACAUACCAACCCACUCUCAUCACCAACACUGCUGAUGUUCCUACAUACCAACCCACUCUCAUCACCAACACUGCUGAUGUUCCUACAUACCAACCCACUCUCAUCACCAACACUGCUGAUGUUCCUACAUACCAACCCACUCUCAUCACCAACACUGCUGAUGUUCCUACAUACCAACCCACUCUCAUCACCAACACUGCUGAUGUUCCUACAUACCAACCCACUCUCAUCACCAACACUGCUGAUGUUCCUACAUACCAACCCACUCUCAUCACCAACACUGCUGAUGUUCCUACAUACCAACCCACUCUCAUCACCAACACUGCUGAUGUUCCUACAUACCAACCCACUCUCAUCACCAACACUGCUGAUGUUCCUACAUACCAACCCACUCUCAUCACCAACACUGCUGAUGUUCCUACAUACCAACCCACUCUCAUCACCAACACUGCUGAUGUUCCUACAUACCAACCCACUCUCAUCACCAACACUGCUGAUGUUCCUACAUACCAACCCACUCUCAUCACCAACACUGCUGAUGUUCCUACAUACCAACCCACUCUCAUCACCAACACUGCUGAUGUUCCUACACACAAACCCACUCUUAUUACCAACACUGCUGAUGUUCCUACACCUUGAGACGUCCCGUUGUUA
This is a messenger RNA of Mizuhopecten yessoensis (Yesso scallop), 2292 nucleotides long. Its product is annotated as adhesive plaque matrix protein-like. Lineage: Eukaryota; Metazoa; Mollusca; Bivalvia; Pectinida; Pectinidae. The record is from RefSeq and is a predicted model, not a curated record. Bases 1 to 2277 code for a protein of 758 amino acids. The transcript is spliced from 3 exons.